AUGGCCAAUGAGUUGGCAUUUCCUGCGGAGCUAGCUUCUGUUCAACAAGUUUUUCAUGUCUCUAUGUUAAAGAAGUACCUUGGUGAUCCAUCAUCGAUUCUGCCUGUAGAAGGUUUGGGAGUUGAUGAAGACUUGUCCUAUGAGGAGGUUCCUGUUGAGAUUUUAGAUCGGCAGGUAAAGCGGCUAAGAAACAAGGAGCUUACCACAGUGAAGGUAUUAUGGAGGAACCAUCUUGUUGAGGGUUCUAUGUGGGAGACCGAGGCCGAUAUGAGAUCCCUUUACCCUCAUCUCUUCAGCUCUUGA
This is a messenger RNA of Solanum lycopersicum (tomato), 303 nucleotides long. RefSeq lists its product as uncharacterized. The record is from RefSeq and is a predicted model, not a curated record. NCBI's taxonomy places the organism in Eukaryota, Viridiplantae, Streptophyta, Magnoliopsida, Solanales, Solanaceae. Gene Ontology annotation, molecular function: nucleic acid binding.